AUGAUUUCUAGAGAAGGAACACAUCCUCUACCCGACAGAGUCACUGACAUUUUGAGCUACAAGAGGCCAUCGUCCGCUAAGGGUCUACGACAGUUCUUGGGUAUGAUAAACUUCUAUCGUCGUUUUAUACCUGGAGCUUCAGACACACAAGCACCACUAAGUGAUCUUUUGGUACCCAAUUUAAAAGGUAAGUCAUCUAUUAACUGGACACAAGAGGCUAUUUCGGCUUUUGAAAAAUGCAAGGAGAAACUCGCCACAGCCACGCUUCUCGCACAUCCAUGCGACAACGCUCGACUGGCUAUUGUAAGUGAUGCUUCAAACACCGCAGUUGGCGCAACUCUCCAACAGUUCAUCAUUGAUGAGUGGCAACCUCUUGCCUUCUUUUCCAAGAAGCUCAUAGCGACCGAGACGACAUACAGAGCCUACGAUCGAGAACUUCUCGUGAUCUACCUUGCUGUCAAGCAUUUUCAGUAUAUGGUGGAAGAAUGCGAUUUGGUUAUAUUCACUAAUCACAAACCCAUCACUUUUGCAUUUCAGCAGAAAUCGGAUAAAUCCACACCACGACAAUUCAGACACCUAGACUUUAUCUCACAAUUCACCACGGAUAUUAGGUAUAUUACAGAAAACACUGGACUACAACUCAAGCAAGUUCAAUUACCAGGUACAAAUGUCUUAGUGUUCUGUGACGUAUCAACUUUAACCGCCGGGCCUUUUGUCACAAAGCCAUUCCGACCUAAAGUUUUCAAUAAUAUACAUCGUCUUGCACAUCAAGGUGUCAAAGCCACGACGAAGCUUGUUAAACAGCGAUUCGUGUGGCCAGCAAUUGACGCAGAUUGCAGAUAUUGGGUGAGGGCAUGUGUAGAAUGUCAACGAGUCAAAAUCACGCGCCAUGUCACAGAACCUCUUAGUUCAUUUUCUUUACCAUCUCAAAGAUUUGAACAUGUUCAUUUAGAUCUUAUCAUUAUGCCUUAUUCUGAAAGAUUUCGCUAUUGCCUCACGUGUACCGAUAGAUUUACUCGAUGGCCUGAGGUAAUUCCAUUGGAAGAUCAAGAAGCGGCAACCGUAGCACGAGUUUUCUAUACGCAUUGGAUCGCAAGAUUUGGUACCCCUCUUCGUAUCACAACAGACCAGGGAAGACAAUUUGAGUCAUGCUUUUUCAAGCAACUUAAUAACUUGACUGGCACGAACCAUCUUAAAACCACGGCCUAUCAUCCGUCAGCAAAUGGCAUGGUGGAACGAAGUCAUCGGUAG
This is a messenger RNA of Sipha flava (yellow sugarcane aphid), 1251 nucleotides long. RefSeq lists its product as uncharacterized. Gene Ontology annotation, biological process: DNA integration. The transcript is spliced from 2 exons. The coding region runs from base 1 to 1251 and encodes 416 amino acids. Lineage: Eukaryota; Metazoa; Arthropoda; Insecta; Hemiptera; Aphididae. Gene Ontology annotation, molecular function: nucleic acid binding. The record is from RefSeq and is a predicted model, not a curated record.